Molecule: messenger RNA, 1329 nt
Organism: Pediculus humanus corporis (human body louse)
Lineage: Eukaryota; Metazoa; Arthropoda; Insecta; Psocodea; Pediculidae
Product: Rab GDP dissociation inhibitor alpha, putative
Exons: 5
Coding region: 1-1329 (442 amino acids)
Biological process (GO): protein transport; vesicle-mediated transport; small GTPase-mediated signal transduction
Cellular component (GO): cytoplasm
Molecular function (GO): Rab GDP-dissociation inhibitor activity
Source: RefSeq, a predicted model, not a curated record
AUGGAUGAAGAAUACGACGCAAUCGUUCUUGGAACCGGUUUGAAGGAAUGCAUUCUGUCUGGGAUGUUAUCGGUAUCUGGAAAGAAAGUCCUUCAUAUAGAUCGAAAUAAAUAUUAUGGAGGAGAAUCAGCAUCAAUUACUCCAUUAGAGGAAUUAUUUGGAAAAUUUCAAGUACCAAAGCCGGAAGGAAAAUACGGGAGAGAUCGUGAUUGGAAUGUCGAUUUAAUACCAAAAUUUCUUAUGGCAAAUGGUCAGCUUGUUAAAUUGUUAAUGCACACUGGUGUAACAAGGUAUUUAGAAUUUAAAUGCGUCGAAGGAAGUUAUGUUUAUAAUAAUGGGAAAAUAAGUAAAGUUCCCGUUGAUCAAAAAGAAGCUCUCGCGUCCGAUUUGAUGGCUAUUUUUGAAAAAAGAAGAUUCAGAAAUUUCUUAAUUUACAUUCAAGAUGUUAAGGAAGACGAUCCAAGAACGUGGAAAGAUUGCGAUCCCAAUACAAUGACUAUGCAGCAAUUGUACACCAAAUUCAAUCUUGGAAAAAAUGUCCAGGAUUUUACCGGUCAUGCUUUAGCUUUAUAUAGAGAUGAUGAAUAUUUGAAUCAUCCAGCUAUAGUGACAAUUCGAAGAAUUAAACUUUAUUCCGACUCUCUCGCUCGUUAUGGUAAAAGUCCAUACUUGUAUCCAAUGUAUGGACUCGGAGAAUUGCCACAGGGUUUUGCAAGAUUGAGUGCAAUUUAUGGUGGUACAUACAUGUUGGACAAACCCAUUGAUGAGAUUGUUUUAGAAAAUGGAAAGGUUUUAGGAGUGCGUUCUGGAUCUGAAAUAGCAAAAUGCAAACAGGUUUACUGUGACCCCUCAUAUGUUCCUGAUCGUGUUAAAAAAACUGGAAAAGUGAUUAGAUGUAUUUGUUUAAUGGAUCAUCCGAUACCGAAUACAAAAGAUGCAUUGUCAACUCAAAUAAUCAUUCCUCAAAAUCAAGUGAAGCGCAAAAGUGAUAUUUAUGUUUCUUUGGUAUCAUUCACUCAUCAAGUGGCUGCCAAGGGUUGGUUCAUUGCAAUGGUUUCGACAACAGUCGAAACUGAUAAUCCUGAAAUGGAAAUCAAACCUGGUCUCGAUCUGUUAGGUCCAGUGCAUCAGAAAUUUGUUUCAGUAUCUGAUUACUACGAGCCGACUGAUUUGGGUAACGAUUCUCAGAUUUUUAUUAGCGCGUCAUACGAUGCAACAACUCAUUUUGAAACGACUUGCCUCGAUGUACUCGACAUAUUCCGACGAGGAACUGGUGAAGAUUUUGAUUUUUCAAAAGUUAAAUUAGAUUUGGGAGAAGAAGAGCAGUAA